Molecule: messenger RNA, 357 nt
Organism: Tetrahymena thermophila SB210
Lineage: Eukaryota; Ciliophora; Oligohymenophorea; Hymenostomatida; Tetrahymenidae
Exons: 2
Source: RefSeq, a predicted model, not a curated record
AUGAGAUACUCAAACAUUAACAAAAAAAGGUAAGCUUUAUUAUAAAUUUAUAUAAAAAUGAUUGAAAAAUUUAUGCUUUUUUAGAUUAUUGAUUUGCAAAGUUAAAAAAUCUAAAAUAGAGCAGUAGCAAACAAGCAAGCAAGCAAGUCAUCAAUAAAAUCAAACCAAUCUAUAUAGACAAAGGAAGAGAGAAAAAAAAUAAUGAAAAAAAGUUUGGAAAACAAAGGAAAUGAUAAAGAAAGAAACCAAAUAAUUUGUAAUUUUGAAUUGAUCUAUGAUGUAUUUCAUAAGAGAAUGAAAAUUAAUUAAGAUGAAUGCAAAGGGAAGGAAAUAAUUAUAAUAAUAUUGGUUAAGUGA